CAGUUCCUCGCGAGCAAUAAGGAUGCAGGAACUCUGAUCGGCAGGGGCGGGAAUACCAUCUCUUCUCUCCAGCAGAGGACGGGAGCGAGGAUCAGAGUCUCAAACGGGAACGAGUACUAUCCAGGCACACAGAAUCGCAUUGUUCUCUUGACAGGUCAACUAUCAAACAUCAUGGGGGCACUGGAAGGCUCUCUGCGUGAAAUUUAUGGCGAUUUCAGCGGUCACUCGGCUCCUUCCCCUCCUGGGGAUGACAGGGACAGCAACGGCAUCAUGUUGACACUCGCUGUCCCUGAAAUCUCUUGUGGGCUGUUAAUAGGACGUGGCGGGGAGAACAUUAGGGUGAUGGUGGAGGAGAGCGGCUGCAAGAUACAGCUUACAAACAAGGACCACUUAGUUCCAGGGAUCACGGAGAGGCUUGUCCUGGUGGUGGGGCAAAUAGAUCGAGUGCUCAAGGCAGUGGAAUUGAUUUUGUACAAGAUGUGGGAGGAUCCAAAGUGCAGGUAUGACAAUCCCACGACCCAGUACAACUCGAAGCCGCUGGCCAGCGACCUGACCAAGGCUGUGCGAAACCUUCAAGGGUCCUCCAUGCAGCCGGAGCGAUCGUCAUAUACGGUACAUGUGCCGGACAACCUGGUCCCGGCUAUCCUUGGACGGGGAGGACAGAUCAUCAAGGAGAUGAUGGAAGUGAGCGGGGCAACGAUCAAAGUGAGCCAGAAAGGAGAUUUUGUCCCAGGAACGAAUAACAGGAUCAUAUCUAUCAUAGGUGAAUUAACUCCAUGCCUCUGCACUAAUGGAGCACGUUGCUGA
Messenger RNA from Guillardia theta CCMP2712, 807 nucleotides. RefSeq lists its product as hypothetical. The transcript has 2 exons. Gene Ontology annotation, biological process: regulation of gene expression. Lineage: Eukaryota; Cryptophyceae; Pyrenomonadales; Geminigeraceae. Gene Ontology annotation, molecular function: mRNA binding. The annotation marks the transcript as partial. The record is from RefSeq and is a predicted model, not a curated record. Gene Ontology annotation, cellular component: cytoplasm; nucleus.